GAAAGGCACGAAGAAAAUGGUUCAGGGAGUUGAGUUGUUCUGAUAAGAUAGUUAUGCUUAAAAACGUUAGUUAGCAAGCUAAGUAGACAGCAUAUUUUAUCGUCGUCACUCGUCUCUAUUUGCUCUAUCUAAAAGUCAUAGAUUGACAUUUUCAUCUGUAAAUGUUAAACCUGUCACAGUGCGGAAGUGGAUAAAGUGUUAUCAUACAACAUCUUGGCGAACGUUAGUUGCUGUAGAGUAGGCUAGGAAGCUAUCUAACUAGCUAUGAAGGACACGCUUGAUCUUGUUCACAGAUUCAGCGCGCACCCCGACUCGCGCUGCUGGUACGUGGCCUGGAACCCAAAGGGUACACUUCUUGCUUCAUGUGGCGGUGACCGAGCUAUUCGCAUUUGGGGCAAAGAAGGCGAGUCGUGGGUUUGCAAGUGUGUGAUGUCAGACGGCCAUCAGCGCACUGUCAGAAAGGUGGCUUGGUCCCCAUGUGGGAAUUACUUGGCCUCGGCCAGCUUCGAUGCCACAACGUGCAUCUGGAAGAGGAAUAACGACGACUUCGAGUGCCUAACAGUGUUGGAGGGCCAUGAGAACGAGGUGAAGUGCGUCGCCUGGUCCCCCUCUGGCAACCUCUUGGCCACCUGCAGCAGAGACAAGAGUGUGUGGGUGUGGGAAGUGGACGAGGACGAUGAGUACGAGUGUGUGAGUGUGGUGAACUCCCACACACAGGACGUCAAACACGUGGCCUGGCAUCCCACCCUGGAGCUCCUGGCCUCGGCAAGCUACGACAACAAAGUGUGCGUCUACAAGGAGGAGGACGACGACUGGGAGUGCCGGGCCACGCUGGAGGGACACACCUCCACUGUCUGGAGCUUGACCUUUGACCCCAACGGCCUGCGGCUGGCCUCCUGCAGCGACGACCGCACCGUUAAGAUCUGGAAGGAGGCGCAGCCGGACAGCGAGGUUCCGUGGAAGUGUGUGUGCACACUCUCCGGGUUCCACGGACGGACGGUGUAUGACGUGGCGUGGUGUCGGCUGACCGGUGCCCUGGCCACGGCCUGCGGGGACGAUGGCGUGCGCGUGUUCAAGGAGGAUGUGACCGCUGACCCCGAGCAGCCAGUCUUCUCCAUGAGCGCUCACAUGCCCAAGGCGCACGGCCAGGACGUCAACUGCGUGGCCUGGAGCCCCAAGGAGGCGGGACUUCUGGCCUCCUGCAGCGACGACGGAGACAUCUGCCUCUGGAGCUACAAAUCAGAGGAGUGAUACCCCUGAUUGGCAGGCUGGAGGACCAAUGAACUGUGAACUUGUUGCUGUAACGGAACGCGGGCCUUGCAGGUUGAAGGGAGCUUUGUGAUCAGUCGGAGGCCAAACACUCGUGUGUGAAAGCAAGGCCAGCUGAGGGGUGUACAUAGGCAUUUGUUUCAGAGCUGAAACGUAAGGAUUCUGCCAUGCCUCAUUUUAAUAUGAUCUGCGAAAAACCCAUCACAUGGUGCACUCAAAAAUCCUUGAUUUUUUUGCUCCGUUUCAACCCUUCCUGGUGAAAUUUGACAAACUUCUGAUUCUGAUAUCAUCCUAGUAACAAUGUUGACACUGUUCUUUAGCAAAAUCCUAGACACCAUCCUCCCAAAAUAUUGGAUGUUAGGAUGGUAUCAGAAGUUUGUCAAAUUGCACCAUGUGAUGGGUUUUCCCAGUCAGCAUCACCACUGCUUCGGUAGCACCUCCGCACAUGAAGUUCAACAUUUAAUUCACCUCACACUUUGUAAUCAGUCCCUCCUCUUAAAUGCUUUUUUCCAUCAUGAUUGCUUUUUACAUGUGCUUUUCCUGAUACUGAGUUUUGAUUAAAAUAAGAGAUUUGAUGACUGUGUAUGAUUAUUGAUGAAGAGAAAACCAAGUAUCAUUUCUUAAUUGUUUAUUUUGACUGGCAUAAAACACUACAAAACAACCAUGGCAGACUUCCAAUAUAAAAAUGCGUUUCACAUUUCAAAUAAGCAUUACUUGUCGGACCUUAUAGUUACUGUUGUGGUGAAACCAAAGAAGGAUUUCUGUAGGGAUACAAGACACCAAAACGUUUUGGCUUUGCAAUGUCUGCUUCCAAUGAUUCCCAUUGGUUUUACACUAGCAAGCGCUAUCAUCGGCUACAUUAAAAAAUCCACCACAAGACAUUUCGAAGAGGUGAUUUUAUCACAGCCAUGUGUGAAUUAAAUGGGGGAAAAGGAAAA
Sardina pilchardus (European sardine) is the source of this 2207-nucleotide messenger RNA. RefSeq names its product cytosolic iron-sulfur assembly component 1 (gene ciao1). Gene Ontology annotation, biological process: iron-sulfur cluster assembly. Lineage: Eukaryota; Metazoa; Chordata; Actinopteri; Clupeiformes; Clupeidae. Gene Ontology annotation, molecular function: protein binding. The transcript has 6 exons. The record is from RefSeq and is a predicted model, not a curated record. Gene Ontology annotation, cellular component: cytosolic [4Fe-4S] assembly targeting complex. Bases 265 to 1251 code for a protein of 328 amino acids.